AUCAGCCCCUCUAACAGCAGUCCCCCUGAAUUUCCACCACCAAGACCCCAGCCCCUAUAUCCCUGGCAACGUUCCUCGAGUUGUCGUGAAUUAUAUGCAACGAGUUUUGAGGACUCUGGACGUGCGCGUAAAAUUGACGAAAAGCCCGAGGGUGGCCUUGAUACAAUACAAUUGCCCUCGCAGGGUGAACUUGACAAUCCGAUAACACGUUAUGACGAUACUAAUCGUUCAUACAGCGCGGCAAGUUCAAAAUUACCAUCAUUAGAUCAUGACUCUGUACCAGAGCGUGUUUACAGUAGUUCAUAUCCCGGCACAUCGUCAUUAUCAACAGAAUCGGGCCACGAGGAGUCCGGUCCCGGUGCUGAUCUAUCCCACGAUGAUUUAUCCCACGAUUCGUAUGAACUACUCGAGCGUGAGCACGAAUUUGAAUAUCCCGAGUCUUAUUCGAGUCCACGCGAUGAAGCAGUCUCUGAUAAUAGUGACGAAGGAAUUGAACAGGAGAUGUUCCAAAUGGACUCGGAGACUGAUUCGUUUGUAAAGCACAGAUCAAUAAAAUCCACUGACAAACAGUUAUUCAAAUCCGUGCUCGCUGAUAUUAAAAAUGCAAAGGUAAAAACAUCAGCGGAUCGGUGCUCAGCAGCGUCUAAAGCUGAGGCUAAUAAUUUAGUUGUAACAGAGACAAGAAUUCAGCGCACAAGUACUCAGAUAGAGCGUAAGUACGAGGCGCGACAGAUUAAUUUGAUUGAUCAGUCUUCCAAACCACCGUUACCACAUCAGGAUUCGGGCCGAAAGGAUCCCGUUGUUCUGCAAGUUCAAAAGCAGAAGAUGACCGUUAUGAAUGAACUGAAGAAUUUAAAGCCAAAGUAUAAAAUAACACACGUUGACUCGGAAGUGCUGAGGGACGAGGGUAUAAUGCGUCCCAAGUCGCGAAUUGAUGAUGACUUGAGUCCAGUUGAAGCAAAUCGAACAUUUCUAGAUAAAGCACGGGAAAGAACAACGCGCGCGCGUAGUAUAGCGAGCCUCGAUGAUCAUGGCGCUCAUAGGUCUUACGUUGAAACUGGCAGUCUUGGUCGUAGUCAUCAUCGUGAUAAAAAAAUUGAUAAAAUAGCAAUGAAAGAGCGUAAAAGUUUUGAGCGGGAGGAGCGCAAGCGAAUUGAGCGUGAAAAUUUUCGGGAAAUUCGUAGAUUAGAGAAAAAUGAUUCGCGAGAAAGAAGAUCAAUGGGUCGAAUGGAUUCACGGGAACGACGAAGCAUGGAGCGUUUAGAUUUUCGUGAAGCGCAGAUGCGAAUUGAGAGGAAUGACAGUCGGGAGUUGAGGAGGAGCAUUGAACGCUUGGAUUCGCGUGAGAGGAGCCACGACAGGCUCGACGGAGGGAAAAAUGGACGAAGAGGAGAUUAUCGGGAGCCGAAAGUUGCAAGUAGUGAGCGUUUAGAUUAUCGAGAGAUGCGCAAAAGCUUAGAGACACUCGACACAAGUCCCAAGGAAAAAUCGAAAAGAAGCCCGAAGUCUUAUGAAUACGAUAGGCACACUUUGGAACGAUUUGAUUCAGGUAACAGAAGUCCAUUUGAUCGUCACAGCCCCCGAGAUGUUCGGGGUAAGAGUUAUGAACGACUGGAUUCGAGAGAUAGGCCAACUUUUGACUUUGAUCCUCGAACAAUUGAGAGAUUAGGAUUAUUAGAUCGGAAUGUAAUGGAGAGAUACGAUUCUACGGAAAAAUCUCAUGACAGACGAAGUGGUGAGAGACGAGGGAGUGAUCGAAAGGGUUACCUCAAACAAGAGUCGAGAGAUCGAAAGAGCCUUGAUCGUAUGGACUCACGUGAACGACGGAGUUCCGAUGGUUUAUCCCAAUCAUUUGCAGAAACUAAAAAGAAAAACAAAACUGAUGAUGAGUCGCCCAGGGAGAGAGACGACUGGAGGAGCUUGGGACGGGCAAGAAAAGAAGAGGAGAGACGAGACCGGGAGAGGCAGAUGAAAGUAUUUAUGGAAUCAAGAACAGAGACCAUCAUUGGUGUCCCCAAUGAGUGGGAAAGUGUUAAACCCAAAGCAGGAUUUGCUGAGUACGAUCCCAAAGUUGUUGGUGGAGUAAUUUUAGGUUUCGAUGAUGUUGCCCUGACUGGACACAUACCAGUUGAACGCACAAAGAGCGAUCCAAACCCUGGACGACAGCGGAUUGGUUCCAACAGUAAACGUCACAUUCUCAUGCAUCAAAAAUCAAUCGACCUCACCCCAGCUGAUUCUGGUGAUGAGGAUGCUUUUGUUGAUGGUGCUACGAAAAAAACCAAUGCCGAUAUUCCAUAUACUUUGCAUAAACGCCAUGUGAUGAAUGGAACUGCGUCGGAUGAUAGGUCUGAAUCUGACAGUGGAAAAAAUUCCAAGAUGGUCAGAGGUAUUGAACUUCCAAAAUUACCCAUCAAACAAGUUACCGACGUUUCUCUUCUAGAUUUGACUAAAUUACCACCAACUCCUACAUCGAUAGCCGUUAGCAAACUCUCGGCCGACAGACCUAAGAGUAUUUUAGUGAGUCCCGAUAAAUCUAAGUCUCCUAAGAUGUUGAGUCCAAAACUCUCUCCCACUGAACCCAAGAUAAUUCAUAUACCUUCAGAGAAGAGUCCUCCUCCGGGUAUUCUUAAGUCUCCAUUGAAAACACCCACCAAAUCCCCUUCAUUAGAUAAAAUCAAAGGAGAAUCAAGAUCCAGUAUCGAUAAAAAGUACAAUAAACUCUCUCCGACGGAGUCAAACGUUACAAUCAUCUCUGUAAUAGAGAAGCGAUCACCUAAGAAAUCUCCAGGUGAUUCUAAUGUGACAAUAGUGUCGGUUAUUGAGAAAAGAAGGUCCAGUGAAGUAAGCCCGAAUCACUCUGGCUCGGAAAGAUCUCCAUCGAAAAUGUCUCUCAAUUUUGCAGACAUUGUUGUUGAAGAAAUGAAACAAGAACAGCGAAGGCAGAGUCAACAGAGUAUUGAAAAACAGCAGCUAAAGGUACCCGAUGAUUCGCUCGAGAAACAGGACAGCAUCGAAAAGAUUCCGCUCCCAGAAAUUCCAAUGAAAACUAGUACUAAGCCUCCGCUCCCUGUGAAACCUUCCCUUCCAUCGAAAGAUAAUUUUGAGUCUGAGGAUAAGUCUGAGCAGAAAAUUGAAAGUAAAGGAGAGGCCAAGUCAUCCUCUCCUGAACAGGCUACGUCUCCCCAGAAAAAAUCCGAAAAAUCGAAAACCCUCGAGAAACCCAGUAUUCCUGAAAAAACAAAGCGCAUCUUAGAUCGAAUAGAAUCCAGAUUUUCGGAGUUCAAUAAAAACGCGUCAACAAAAGUACCAAGGCCAAAGAUAAUCGACACAGGGCACGAUGAUUUCGUGGAUCCAGUGGCUGAUUUGCCCUUAGAUGAAGUACCUGUCAAGCCAGCAUUUGAACUUGAUAGUUUGAAAGUACCGGACUUCAAUCCCUUCAUGCUUAGACCUCACGCAGAACCGUUAAGAUCAAAGUCCUUAUCGCUCGCUGAAGAAAAAGCCCCCAUAGACACUCUUUUAUCUCCGGAAUUUGAGAAUAAGCAUUUUAUCCAGGAUGUCUCACCGAAAAAGAUCAAAAAGGCGAAAUCCGAAGCUAAGAAGGAUUUCAAGAAACAAUCAAAGUCUCUGGAAGGUGAUAAACCACCUCUCAAGAAGAGUUUAUCGAAGGCAGCGAAAUUAUCUCCGGCAAGUUUAAAGAUUGAUAAAUCCAAAUUGAAAUUGGGAGAGAUGCCUCAAGAAAUUAUAAUUAUCGACUCGAUAGAUGUCGAGCCUCAGAUUAGUAUCGUACAGAAGGGAAGAUCUAAAUCGAUAACACGAUUGUCUAAUCGUACAUUCUCUACCUCGAAAGAUGAGGAGACGAAGAAAACACGUGCUAAAUCUGCCUCCGUCGAUGAGGAAAUAAUCAAAAGUCUUGGUGGUCUCAAGCCAGAUAAACAGCGGCCAAAAUCAUUGGGAAUAUCCAAGAGUCUUGGGAGUACCGAGAGAGAGACAGCUGAAAAAAUAUCACCAAAAAAAAUCACAAAAGGAAAGUCCAUGGAUGGAAAAAUAUCUCCGCACAGAAGAUCUCCCUCUCGAUCACCGGCGACACGAUCGCCUGUCGAACCUAAAGAGCCAGCAUUUAUUGAAGAAUCAAUGGAAGAAGUGAUGGCUAAGGAAAUCGAGGAAUCGCAAGCUCAGAAAUCAGAUACACCAUUUUCAGAUGACAAACCGAAAGAGCAGAAAAUAGAGACACAGAUUGAUUCAAAAGUAGAGAAGGUUAAUGAUAAACACCAAUCAAAAGUCGAAUCAAAGGAUAAAGUAGAAUCAACGGCAGAAGAAAAAUUUGAUAAAUUUCAAAAAGUAGUAUCUCCCACAAGCACAAGAAAACCAGGGGAUUCCCCAAUGCUUUUUGCUCGUUUGGGUCUAUCGGAAGGUAGUGGUAUCGGUGUUUUAGAACGACAGGGAGCAGCGACGCAAUCGCCGAUCUCUCAGAGACGAGCAAAAUCGCUAGAUGCUCCCGUAGUAGCUCUUCACAAACUUCCUCCAGCAAAUGCAUUUUCCAGUAAAGAUGAUACAGUUGAAGAAAUACAAGACGUUAUUCCUGAGGUAAUCCUUAAGAAGGAGGAAACAAAACCGCCUCCAGCUGACGCCUCUCCAAAUAAUCGAUCUGAUAGUACCGAUCCAGUGCCCACAGAUUCACUAUCCAUGACUGAGCCAUCAACCCAGUACUUGGAAUCACCUUCUGAUGAAAUCCAGGGAAUCACCGCAUGCCCAGAUUUAAUUCCUUAUGAACAGGAAGGGCAGAAAACGAUGAAAAGACUUUUGAAAGAUGAAUACGAAGCUCCGAAAAUAGAAGGGCCAACAAAGUUCAUCGAUCAGAGCUCCGUAGAAUCCACAGCAGAGCCCGAUCUCAUUCCAGAGCUUUCCGGAUCAAAAAGUCGCUCGGCUGACGGGUUGAAAAAAUCAGAGGUAAGGAAAGGAGAGACCUCGAGUGGAACUGAUAGCUCUGAAGGUGACAAAAAAAAUUCAUCACGAAAAAUGAAAACAAUAGGAUCAUCAUGCUCAAUAACAACGGAUGAGGCAACUCCCAGAGGCUCAAUCGAACGUGAUGAAGUUCCGAAUGUGACAGUGAGCACUGCCGGAGGAAAAACUGGGAUGGCUGUAGAUUACUAUGAUGGUGAAGAUCCUCCUGACAUGAUAAAAUCUCCAAUUCAAAUUUCCAUAGAAGAAUGCUCCGACGCUGACGGCCCACUCAGUGAUGAUCAAAAUGACAUUCUGGAUGAGGCAAUUUUCCAAGCAAAACAGACAGAAAAACCUCGAUUGGAUUCGGGAGACACGAGUGAAGAUACUUUAGAUGCUCUGGACGCUCAGAUGCAAAUGCAGGGUCCGGAUAGUGAUGUUUCCUCUCCGGAUUAUGCAGAUAAAAUGGAUGAAAAGACCCUUGUUGAGGUAGAAUUAACUCCUGAAUACUUAGAAAUGCGAAAGGAUGACAUGCUCGGGGCGGAAGAACUUCCUGAGGAUGAGCCACCAAAGGACAAAGAUUCUGAAGAUCCCAAUAGGCUCUCGCUCGAUAAAAAAUCUCGUUUAAGUACUGAACGUUCUCGAAGUGAAGAAACAAAUACUUAUACUCCAGAACGAGAAGAUCCAGACUCUAGCUCGUGCUCGAUAGCCCGACCCCUGGGAAUAGGACAAAUUCAGUCUAUUUUCGAUCGCAGGGAAAUUGCCGGGAUGAGAGAGAGCAGAAAGGAAGGCUCCGUAGAAGAGGAAAGCAGUAGUUGCUCUCAUCCCCCAGUUAAAAUGGAAUUGAGCUCAACCUGGAAACCAUUUCCUUUAGAAAGCUCUGGAAGUUCUAGCCUGGAAGAUGCUGGAUGGAUACCGCAGGAUGAUAAUCACCAUCAAUCACACUCCGAAGACAGCAAUGGGCCCAACGAUGAUAGCUAUCGUGAAGACCUUGCAGACUAUGCCGGAGCACUCCCUUACCCAAUCAAUCCUGAGGUAAUGGCGAAUUAUGGAGCAUUUGCUCUCUCUAGGACCCUUUCGAGAAUUUCAGAAAGAUCUACAACAUCGGAACAAGAUAAAAGUGAUCUCGAGGACUCGUUCAAACCAUCUUCCAGGUCUCCAAGCCUAGACGAUGAGUCACUGAUCUCCAGUGAUCAUCAACCAUCCUUAUCUUCUGAUCCACCUUCGGGCGCUGCCCUGCCUUCAGUCUCCGAUGAUAGGAGAACAUCUUCAGAACUUCCAGAUAUACCCAUUGAUGUACCGGGUCAGGAAGAUAAAUCCCCCAAGACUCGAAGGUCAAGACUACAUCCACAAACGUCGGAAGACUGGCCAUCGCCUCCCAGUUCUCCAUUAUUUGACCCCACAGUUUGCAGUCACGUAGAGACCUUCUACAUGGAAAUUAAACCGGAAGAAGCUGUGAAAGUAACUGUAACUGACAGCAGUGAAACUCCCAGGGCAGCAGAUAGUGAUUCUAGUGAUGAGAAUCGCACACUGCAUGAUGAUCUACAUUCUACACUCUUAGAAGAUGGCCAAAGCUCUACCUCAGCAACAACUGUCGAUGGUACUGUGAAAAUUGCUGUUAAACCAAAGAGUAACUCCUAUAUAACAGGCUCGUCCCACAGUGAGGACACAUCAAUGGGUCUCUCGAUGUCAGAAUGGUCGAGUUCAAAUAAUACAGUUCGUCAGUUCUGUCAAUAUUCUGGCACGAAAUCGGAUGAUAACUCAUUAGCCGAGCUUGGAGCUUCCAUUUCGGACUGGUCGGGAAGUACUACUGUGAUUCCACAACAGUAUUACACAGCAAUUGCAACGGAGAAGAGUCAGAGUGACACAACGACUUCCGACAAAAGUGUUACGAGCAUGAGGCCAAAUUCAAAGUGCCAACAUACGAGUCCUUCCUCUUCGAGGCAGGAUCUCCAUGAGGCAGAGGGUGCGUGUGGAUAUGAUGAGAAUUCGCCCACAGAAUAUCCUCCAGAGAUAACUGAUCAUCCUGAUGAGUUUGAUGAGGCUAGGAAAUUCGUGGAAAAUCAGUUUGACAAGCAUCGGAGACGUUUCGACGAUGAGCAACCCACUGCCGGAGCGUAUACUGAUAUUUCUCCGCCCCAAAUUAAAUUUCAAAGUGAUUACGACGAGGAGAUCGAUGAAGAUAUUGAAUUCGGUGCUUUACCAAGCAUUCCUGGCUCGAUACCAGAGGAAGAUGAAGAAGAACGUCUGUACGAUAAUGUUCCUGCGAUGAAGUACUCUAGUGGAGACAAUGUCAGGAUGAAAGUCAGCCCUGGUGACAGUUCCGAAGAUAUGCAUGAGAGAUUUGCUGAUUUGGCAUCGAGAUCGAGAUCUGGGGAUGAUGAAUGGAGUUUCGAGGAGCCUAGACAGUCUUUGGAGGACAAUCGGCAAAUCAAAGGGACCCAUAAAUUUGAUCGAGGUUAUUCAGAGCCUGCUGAUCAACGACCCGGCACUAGAUCCACGCAGAGACCCGUUAUCGUACCAGUGAGAGCCAAGUCUACUCCUUAUUACUCCACGACUAGUCUCAGUGGAGAAUCGACUACCUCCAGUCCUCCCAUGCCAAUUCGUGCGCAGAUUAGGACUAAGACAAUACCAUACACUUGCAGAAGUCCUCAGAGCGAGGGAGACACCUCCUCCAGUAUGGAUAGUCCAGCACAUACUCCGGACAGGGUACAGAGGGCCUUCAGGAGAAAGAGACAGCAAAAUGCCAAGAGAAGACAUCGAGUUGCUAUCGAUCUUGAAAUCAAAGAUGGACAAAUCGUCUCCAGCACUGAUUCAAGCUUUGACGUCGCUACUAUUCCUCCACCACUUCUUCCAGAAAUGAGCAUAGAUAUCGAAGAUGAUGCCGAUGUACCUCCUCAUUUACCGCCUCGUCGACGAAAUAUUGAGGAUGAUACACAUUAAAUAAUUUUCAUCAUCUGAGAAUGAUAUGAAAAAGUCAAUACUUAUCAAGGUGAAUUGAGACGCUAGACAACGAUAGAUCAAACGUCAAUAGUUGGAGAGAAUAAUAUCGAUAGGCUUCGAGAUAUGGAUUGAGGAAUUGAUUUGGCAAUACGGAAGUUCGUGAGAAAUGCUCAAGUGUUGAAUGAGUGAACUUGAUAAUACUCAUUAUGAUCAAAAAUGCAAGAACAUUUAGUAGGGAAUUAAAUAAUUAAUAAUUCAUACAUUAGGAUACAAUUGAGUGUUUUAAUACCGGAGUUUGGACGAGACAAUUUUUUUUAUCAGUUCGUUUUGAUGGUUUAAGCGUUGAAAAUUAAAAAAAAAAAGAGAAAUACGGUGAGCGAUGCUUUGCGGAAUAGUGUAGGAAUUUGAAUUAAAUAUAGAUGCAGAUACAGGAUAAUUGUAGGAGUAGGUUUUUUUUUUGUAGGUAGGACACUCCGAGGAAGUAUUCAAUAGAAUUAAGUAAGGUCGAGUGGAAUUUGGAUUGCAUAUAAAGGUAUGACGGAAGAAGUUUAAAUUAUUCAGAGGGAAUUAGAUGAUAAAUAUGAGGAUUAUUACCAAAAAUACUAUUUAAAAAUAUGUUUUUAUUAAUAAUAUUUUUGUUAAUACUAUUAUUGUGAAAGAUUCAAUAGUACUGACAUUGAGUUCACGAGGAUUGACAAUCAUCACAAACGCCGCAAAAUGCUUAAUUAAUCGAUGGAGUUAUUGUCGAUCGUGAAUUGCGAUUUUACUUAAAAACAGUCGACUAUUUAUAAACGGGUAAAAUUAUUCAAUAUUUUUCAGUUACAAGAGCGAUUACGUUCGACUAUCAUUGAACAAAGUAAAUGGAUGAUAAAUUUGCUCAAUAUAGGAUAUUAAUAUCUUCAUUUUUUCCCGCGUGUUAUGUGGUCAGGCAAAGUACCAAAAAAUGUGUAGUAAAAAAUACAAUUUAAGACCGAAUCAUCGUGCAUUUCAUCCUGGAGAAAAAAAAAACGUGUGCCUAGAUUUUUAAUCAUCGAAGUUUUCGUUCCCCUUGGUUCUGACCCCCUUCGAUGAUAUUGAAUUGUUGAGAAUUGAGCCUCGGCCGACGUUGGCUGAGUACCGAGUCGAAUAAUCCAAGGAAUUGGUGAUGAAAUUACAUUCCAAAGCGAUUUGAAUAUAUUCCAUAAUAUUAUGGAUUAUUUACAUUUAAGAUUGUACUAACAUUCUUAUCUUGAAAGAAAUUUUCUUAGGGCCCUUUAUUAUCACUAUCAUUAUUACUAUUAUUAUUAUCGUGGGAAAAAUUAUGGUAGUCUUGAGAUAUUGAAAUUUUCGUUUCUCAUUGUUUAGUUAAGGCAUGUGGUUCGCUAGUCCUUAAGGGAUAUAUUGAUGGGAGAUAUAAGCAGAGCCCCUUGGUCCUCUUCCAGUGGUUCAUGUCACUCCACUUAGAUAACUAUCAUCACCCACCCCCACCCAUUCUACCGGUUUGACUUGUAAAUUGACAAGAAAAAUACCAUUGCAUCUGUUGCAUUGUCUCAGACCCAUCAUCAUUGCACUCAUCACUGCACAUUCACUUAAUAUUUUAUUCAUUUUUUUUUUUCAUUAAUUUUCAUCACUCAUUCACAAAAGCUACCCCCAUGAUUAAUGAUUUAAAGGUGAAAAAUAAUUCUUGCAGCUUCCGCGAAAGUUCGUGGUAGCCGAAUUUUAAAAUUGUCUUCCUUCAGAAUGUAAUUGAACUCAAUUAGUUGCACCUCAAUCACUUGAACUUGAAUGAAAGCCCAACACGAAUGAGUUCGUGAAAGUGUGCGAGAGAUGAGAAAAUAAUUUCAAUAUAAAAUUUCAAUGUAAAACAAACGAGAAAAAAAUUCGGCUGUUCCCGUAAUUAGAAAAUGACUGAAAUACUGUAUUCAAUACAAUUAGACGGUAUAUUAAUUAAUAAGAAGACCUCCCUCAAAAUGCGUAUAUAUAUAAUACAAAAAAAAACCGAAAACAAAUAUUUAUUAUAUUAUAUAUAUAUACAGAAAUGUACGUACAUAGGUUAUUGAAUGAAUUCGUAAUUAAAAUUAGGGAGCAAGGUAUCAUGAAAACUCAUUGAUUGAUUAUUUGAUAAAUUUGAAAUUUAUACUUUUGUUGCCAUAUCGAUUAUUUAAUUUUCUGUGAUAAAUGAGAGAAAAAGAUUUCGGUGAUGCUGUUCAGUCGUGGGCAUUCUUAUGAAUACUGGCGUCAACUUU
This is a messenger RNA of Diachasmimorpha longicaudata, 10106 nucleotides long. RefSeq lists its product as uncharacterized. The annotation marks the transcript as partial. The transcript has a single exon. NCBI's taxonomy places the organism in Eukaryota, Metazoa, Arthropoda, Insecta, Hymenoptera, Braconidae. The record is from RefSeq and is a predicted model, not a curated record.